AAGCUCUGACCAAAGAUCUUAUAGCAGAGAUCUUUGGCUCUGACUGCAGCUGGCCGUGGCCGUGGCCGUCUGCAAACAAUGCAAAACGAGAGCACGUUUCAAUAUCAACCGACGGAGAGUUGUAGGAGGAGCAUAUUGUCUUUGUGCAAAAUCUGGCCGUUCGACAAAGAGAAGGUGCCAUUUAAACUUUGCUGUGUUUGAACAGAUGAGUUUAAAUUCCCAGCGGCACUGGCGUAACCUUGCCGGGUCCGGGUGCCUGAGGAAAGCUGGUGUCCUGGUGUGAUCCUUGAAUGUGCUUGUGCUGUAUCUGCUGUGACUAAGGGUGAAAAAAACGACACGUGUUGAGUGGAAAUAGCUAUGCUCCGCGUCUACAAGUGUGUGCUUCGCAGCCUGAGAAACCGAAUACUACCACAGAGAAGUUUGUCUACAUAUACAUCUGUGUACAGAGUGAAUGAAGAUGACAUCAAGGGAAAACUCGAGCUGCUCCAUGGUGGGAGUAUCGAUUUGCAGAAAGACCAAAACGGGAUUGCCACCAUGAUCAUAAACAACCCCGAGCGAAUGAAUGCAUUUUCAGGGACAAUGAUGUUGGAUUUCCGGGAUAAGGUAGAAGAGCUGGAGCAUUGGACUGAUGGGAAAGGUCUCAUCUUACGAGGUGCAAAUAAUACGUUUUGUUCUGGCUCUGAUCUAAGAGCAGUAAAAGCAAUAUCAAAUCCGGAGGAUGGAUUGAAGAUGUGCAUGUUUAUGCAGAACACCUUGACAAGGCUACUGAGACUACCUCUGAUCAGUGUUGCUUUAGUCCAAGGGAAGGCAUUGGGAGGAGGAGCAGAAGUUACUACAGCAUGUGAUUUCAGACUCAUGACUUCAGGAAGUGAUAUCUGCUUUAUUCACAAGCUUAUGGGAUUGGUACCAGGAUGGGGUGGAGCAACCAGGCUGAUUAAACUGAUUGGAUAUCGGAAUGCUCUUAAACUGUUGAGCUGUGCCCAACAUGUGGAACCUGCAACGGCGUUGAAUAUUGGGCUGGUUGAUGAAAUUUUAGUAUCCUCGGAUGAGGAAAGUUCCCUUAAAGAAGCUCAGAAUUGGCUGAAUCAAUACAUUAAGGGAUCUUCACAAGUUAUCAGAGCCAUUAAGAAUGUGGUGGUUUCAGGGAGAGAACUGUCACAAGAAGAGUCACUGAAAAAUGAAAAGAUCAUAUUUGGUACUUUGUGGGGCUCACCCGCUAAUCUGAAAGCUUUGGCUCAAAGAACCAAGCAUAAGUAGGCAAAUCAAACUUUCUAACAUACCAAUCAGCCUGUUGACUAAAAAAGAUAGAUUGCAGUGUAUUGCUAUUUUACAUUCAACUGUGACAUGACAUUUACCAUAUUUCUCAUCAAUGUAGUGCCUAACAUUGUAAAACAUUCCAGGAUGCUGCAGAGGACUAUUAACAUUUAAGUAACAUUUAACUUUGAGACACAAACAGAUAUAAGACAUAUGGCCAUCCAGGAGGGGUAUUUAGAAUCUCUGGUGCACAUUAAAUAAUCUGCUGGAGCGGCAAUAUGUGGUGGGUCGUGUUUUUUAAAGUGGGAGCGAGAUUAGGUAAUGAGUGAACCAAACUUAAUACAAGUUAGGACAGUAAGUGACAUUUUAAUUUUUAACUACACUUUAUUUACCCUCUGGUUUAAAAAAAAAACAGCAAUCCAAAUUUGCAGUAAACCAUCACUCCAAUUUAAAAUAAUCAAUGGUUAUAAAAUUAUCUUGGAUGUCCUGAGGAUGUGCAAGGCACUGUAUGGAUGUAGGUUAUUUAUUUAAUCCUUGAAUAUAAAAUGUACAGUAGUCAUAGAACAUUUAUACUAUGGUACAUUUCUUCUGAGUGAGUUAUUGUGCCAUUGUGUGAACUUGGUCUCUUUAUAUCCGUUUUAACAAUUUAAAAAACUAGUGCUGGUAUCAUUUGCGAUAUGUUAUUUACUGGAACUGGCUCUUGGAUUUGGCACACAGCUCCAUUAAAAUUAAAAUUAAAAUAUAUCGACAUUAUAGCUACAUAACUAAAUUGCAUUCAAUUACACACAUCCCAGGAAAACACUUUAUUUCCAGAAGAGCAGGGAAUGUUUUACUACUGGCUUUGAGAUUGGCAGGAUGCAAUUAAGGUUGUAGCAGAUUUAGGGAAUGCCUACACUGUUGAAAGAUCAUCUAUCUAAACCUGGCUGUAUAUGUUAAGCAUUUUAUGAUUUUAAUUAAAGUUUAUAGAAUCC
This is a messenger RNA of Leucoraja erinaceus (little skate), 2225 nucleotides long. It is a transcript of the gene echdc1, whose product is annotated as enoyl CoA hydratase domain containing 1. Gene Ontology annotation, biological process: fatty acid beta-oxidation. The transcript is spliced from 6 exons. Gene Ontology annotation, cellular component: cytosol. The record is from RefSeq and is a predicted model, not a curated record. The coding region runs from base 358 to 1257 and encodes 299 amino acids. NCBI's taxonomy places the organism in Eukaryota, Metazoa, Chordata, Chondrichthyes, Rajiformes, Rajidae. Gene Ontology annotation, molecular function: enoyl-CoA hydratase activity.